Messenger RNA from Nicotiana tabacum (common tobacco), 3600 nucleotides. The record is from RefSeq and is a predicted model, not a curated record. Lineage: Eukaryota; Viridiplantae; Streptophyta; Magnoliopsida; Solanales; Solanaceae.
AUGCGGGAAGCGCGACUUAGAUGGUUUGUUCAUGUGAGGAGGAGCACAGACGCCCCGGUGAGGAGAUGUGAGAGGUUGACUUUGGGGGCCCCACAGAUAGGUGAAGGAAUCCAGGCAACUUCCCAUGCAGGAAUCCAGGCAACUUUCCAUGCUGAAAUCCAGGCAGCUUUUCAUCCAGGAAUCCAGGCAGCUUUCCAGGCUGGAAUGCACCAGGCUGUUUUAACAGCCAACCACCCCUUUAAACCCACAUUGAAGAGAACCCAGAACCACAAAGAGGCAUGGGUCGAAAGUGCGACAAAAGUAGGGCCAGGGACGCAUCUCCACCUGAAAGCAGAGUUGCUGCCCUAUACUGCACCCGAAACUUCUCAAGCUAUAUCUCUAGAUGAGAGAGUUUGUAUGAUAGAAAAGGGUCUAGAGGUCGCACAUCGUCGUAUUUCCGCUGCAGAAAUCAAUAUUUGUUCACUUGAGUCAGUUGCCCUUGAUGGACUUCAAGAAGUCAAAGGGAACGUUCAGGAGCAAGAUGACGGGCUAAACAACCUUGAACUCAAGCUCACUGAGGCUUUGUCUUCCUUACAGGCAGAAGUUGAAGCUUUAAAACAGCGCCUAGAGGAGACAGCAGGAACCACUGGGCGAGGUCUCAUCACUGUCCGAGAAACACGUAUUGAGGCUCCCAAAACCAAAGAAUUUCGGGGUGAAAGAAGCGCUCAAGACGUGGAAAACUUCUUGUGGCAGCUGGAUGCUUAUUUCGAACAUGUAAGCAUUACCAACGAUGCUGCCAAAAUCCGAACGGCAGCCAUGUAUUUAUUAGAAACCACCAUACUUUGGUGGCGCAGAAAGAAGGCAGAUAUGGAGAAAGGAACGUGCUUCAUUGACAUUUGGAAGCAGUUCAAAGAGGAGCUAAAACGGCAGUUUUAUCCUCAAAACGUUGUGCACGAAGCUCGCCGACAGUUGAGGGAGCUUAGGCAAAUAUCAUCCAUCCGUGAGUACGUAAAGGAUUUUACAAAACUCACCCUUCAGAUCCCCAACUUGACCAGUGAGGAUCUAUUAUUCCAUUUCUUGGAUGGCUUGCAGUUUGUUCCCAAUCGGAACAGUGAUAAUCGAGGUAACCGCAACAACUCUUCUAAUUAUCGCAAGGAUUACGAUGAGAAGAGAAAAGGAGGCGCACCGAAGGCUGCUCAGCGAGAUGUUUGCUAUCUCUGCGGAAAUCAUUCUCAUACUGCUCGAGAUUGUCCUACUCUGAACAAAUUAGGAGCAAUUGUCGCAGCACACCAGCAGCAAGGACAAACUGCUGUGCAACCCGAAGAGCGAAGAGCACCAGCUGAUGGUGCAGGACAAGGGAAGAACAAGGCCGUAGGCUUGUUCAAUCAUAUGGCCUUGAUAAACCAUAUGACCAUUGCCGCUAUUGCUGCCCAACCGCCUCGUGUGAGGCCCCGUGAAUCUUUAUUCGUCGAUGCCAAGUUAAACAGCAAAGAUGUACGCAUCAUGGUGGAUACAGGUGCAACUCAUAAUUUUGUGACAGAGGAACGAGCUAGGGAGCUUGGACUUGUCUUUAUUUCCAGUGACACGAUAAUGAAGACUGUCAAUGCCCUUCCCUCUACCGUUCAUGGCUUUGCUCCUAACGUACAAAUUGCUUUAGGAGACUGGCAGGGAUUAACGGAUUUCACCGUUGCUCCCAUGGAUGUCUUCGACAUCAUUCUGGGAUUGGACUUUUGGUACGAGGUCAACGCACUUAUUGCACCACGUAUCAACCAGCUUCACAUAAGCGAUCCUGGAGGUUCGUGUAUUGUGCCCCUUGUUCGGGUACCACAAACUGGAGUGCAUUUGUCAGCGAUGCAACUUGUGAAAGGUUUCAAGAAAAGAGAACUAACAUUUCUUGCAACCCUGACGGGAAUCGUUGAGCAUUCCCUUGAGGCAGUAGCAUUGCCUCCCCGCAUUGAGCAAGUCCUUGAUGAGAAUAAGGACGUGAUGCCGGAAGAACUUCCCAAACAUUUGCCACCACAAAGGGAAGUUGAUCAUCAGAUCGAGCUAGUUCCAGGGGCAAAGCCACCUGCCAUGUCGCCUUAUCGCAUGGCGCCCCCGGAAUUGGAGGAAUUGAGGAAGCAACUCAAGGAGUUGCUAGAGGCUGGCCACAUACAACCAUCCAAGGCACCUUACGGAGCUCCUGUCUUAUUUCAGAAGAAGAAGGAGGGUACCAUGCGGUUAUGUAUUGAUUAUAGGGCCCUUAACAAGGUCACAGUGAAGAACAAGUACCAUAUCCCUCUCAUUGCUGAUUUAUUUGACCGCUUGGGGCAGGCCAAGGUGUUCACCAAGAUGGAUCUGAGGAAAGGUUACUACCAAGUGCGGAUUGCCGACGGAGAUGAGCCCAAGACAACUUGUGUUACACGAUAUGGGGCUUUUGAAUGGUUAGUAAUGCCAUUCGGUUUAACAAAUGCUCUAGCAACCUUCUGCACUUUGAUGAACAAAUUAUUUCAUCCCUUCUUGGAUCAGUUCGUUGUCAUCUAUCUAGAUGAUAUUGUGGUUUACAGCAACAAUAUAGAAGACCAUGCGGAACACCUUCGCAAGGUAUUCAAGGUACUAAGGGAAAAUGAUCUGUGCGUCAAACGUGAGAAGUGCAGCUUCGCACAGCCCAUAGUACAAUUCCUCGGGCAUACAAUUAGCCAUGGGGAAAUUCGGAUGGAUAGGGACAAGGUGGAAGCUAUCCAGGACUGGGAAGCUCCAACAAAGGUACCGGAACUUCGGUCCUUCCUCGGUUUAGCCAACUAUUAUCGGAGAUUCAUCUUCGGUUACUCGGCUAUUGCAUCUCCCCUCACUGAUUUGCUGAAGAAAGACAGAGAGUGGGAAUGGAGCGACAUAUGCCAGAAGGCAUUCGAGAAACUCAAGGCAGCAAUCACCAAGGAACCCGUAUUGGCCCUGCCUGAUUUCUCGAAGGUAUUUGAAGUCCAGACUGAUGCGUCUGACUUUGCUAUAGGAGGCGUACUGAUGCAAGAUGGCCAUCCUAUAGCCUUUGAGAGUCGAAAGCUGAACGAUGUUGAAAGGCGUUACACUGUCCAAGAGAAAGAAAUGACUGCUGUAGUCCACUGCCUAAGGACUUGGCGUCAUUACUUGUUGGGAGCACAUUUUGUUGUCAAGACUGACAACGUUGCAACAAGCUACUUCCAAACACAGAAGAAGCUAUCUGCCAAGCAAGCUCGGAAAGCUAACGUGGUUGCCGAUGCUUUGAGUCGCAAGACAAUAUUAGCAAACAUGGUUAGCUCAGCAAGCAGUGGCAUCAUCAAGACCAUCAAGGAAGUCAAGGCAAAACUCAGUGCUUUUGGGAAGGAAGAAGAUGGUCUAUUGUACACCACUGGCAAAAGGGUUUACGUGCCCAAAUGGGCAAAUCUCCGGCGUACUCUGCUGAAAGAAGGUCAUGACUCUGCCUGGGCAGGUCAUCCAGGGCAAAAACGCACGAUGGCCCUGAUCGAGUCUUCUUAUUAUUGGCCUCGGAUGCGGGACGACAUCGAGGUAUAUGUACGCACUUGUCUAGUUUGUCAGCAAGACAAGGUGGAAUCCAAGCUUCCUGGGGGAUUACUUGAGCCGCUGCCAGUUGCGGCGAAGCCAUAG